AUCACAAGCAUGUUCCCUCUGAUGCCAGGUUCAUAUGAGGUCCAGUUACAAGAGACAGAGGAACAAGAAGAUCAAGCUGAAGACAAAAGUGGAGUGUGUGUUUGAGGCUGUGAGGGCGGCUGGAAACGAGGAGGGUGAUUUUCUUAAGAAUUGAGGGGGAGGAGGGAGAGACGCCAUUUAGCACUACCUGCUUUGUGGCAGGGCGGAGGCCAAAACAGGACACAAGGUGCAAACUUAUAGGCUGGUGCUGUUGCUAUGGCGAGGCCCGGGCGCCCUGCGUCUGAGAGCUACCAGCCAGUCUGUUAUUCAGGCAGUCAGGCAAUCUCUUUCUCCAGUGACGCUGGGAAGGUGGGACUGGAGGAUGAGGAUGAUUGCGCACCCAUCUUCUCCCUGUCUAAGAGCUCCAUGGAUGUGGUCAUGGCGACAGGGCCGGCGCACAAGCGGGACCUGGCCUGGGCCACAACGGACCUCAGACGCAGCUCCAGCACGAACACACACACUGAGCAGAACUCACUGACACUCCAGCAGCGCCCCCCCCCUUACGUGUGGCAGCAGAUCCACGCCACCAACAGCCACCAGUUGUCACUCACAGCUCAAAACGUGGACAUGCACAACCCUCCUGCCCUCAGCGAGCGCUGGAUCGCCAACAUGCAGCGCUGGAGUGGCAGCACGCACAGUCGCAGCAGCACUCCAGAUACAAUUAUAUGGAAAGACGGGAUCUCACGCCCCUCAAGUCUAAUCCAGGAUUUCUCUGCUGCACCAGACUCUCCGUUGUCCAAAACAACCUCUCCACCAACCACACCCUCUCCCUACAUCUCCCCCCUGCAGACACCAACUUUACCACCUGAAGAUCUGUCUUCUUCUUCUUCCCUACUAACGCUGAGCACACAUCAGCAGAAAGACUCACUUGUGUCUUUGCCCCAACCCAUUCCUCUGCUGUCACCCCUGCAAGCUCACACCUCCUCGCCCUUGCCAUCCAACUCCCCCAAUCUCCCCCAGCUCACCAGCACAGAGGAUGAGGGCUUCCUGGAGAAUAACUUGCUUUCUUUUACGUUCCCUUCCCCAAUCCCGUCGUCUGUUAGCUUAGCAGAAGGAGGUGCGUCAUCAGAUCCCGGAUGCCUUGCUGAUGAUGUGAUAGAAGAGCUGCACAGUCCUGCAGGCGCACAGUUAUCAGAGGGUGGAGGAGUGGAAAGCCCAGUGCAAAUGUUAAGCUACCUGACACCUAAUUCUCAGGCAGAGGGACAAGACUCUGGAAAAGGAGCUUCAGUUUGCCAUCUUGAGCUGCCAUGGCUGACAGGCCAAGGUUGUAGGUCACCCCUGGUUUCGUCUGUGAGUGACUCGCAAUUAGGUAACUGCUGCAGGUGCAACCUGAACUCUAGAGAGGGCAUCACAAAGGCCCCAAACGUUGAGAGGUUCAGGGAGGAAGGCACAAUGACUUCACGGCAGGAACUGGUAGACGCAGCGGUGCAGACAGUCUCUCCUAACGACUCCUUGUGGGGCCUCAACAGGAAAAUGUCUACCUCCAACAUGGACUCCCACUCCAUCCUGGGCUCCCCACCUGGAUCAAGACUGAAUCUUAGGUCCUCAGUGGGCUCCAACUCCAAUCUGGUGUCUCCGUCCUCCAGCAUGUUCCCUGCCAGCAGCGGAGAGGAGGAGGAGAAAAGGGGAGGCGAACAGACGUGGAACUCUGCCUCCUCGCACGAUUUGGACAGGAGGAGGUCGUGUCUGAAGACCCAUGGGGAGGACAGGGAUGAGCUGGGGAGGAGGAGCAGCAUGAAGCAGGUUCAGUGGGACGAGGACGGGAUGACGUGGGACGUUCACGGAGCAACUCUGGACCCAAAGGUUCUGACCACAGCCAUACAGAAACAUCUGGAACUCCAGAGCAGCCCCCGACCUCAGCGACGUUCCUCGAAGAAGAAGAAAGCACCAAAACCUCCUCACAUAUCGCACGUGGUGAAAGUCAUGGCCCCAGACCUCAAUCCACCUGCCAUCACUAAUACGUCGACUGGUGCGGUGGAGGGUGAGAGUAAGGGGACGCAAGAGACAGCAGACAGAGGUCGGGAGGUGGAGGAAGGAGGAGGCAAAAAGGAGGAAACGGUGGAAGCUGCUUGUAGAAUAAGCAGAGCAGAGGGAGAAAAUACAAAAGAAGAGGCUGAGGUGUACGGAGAGGAAGGCACCAGCCAUCCGAAGUCACCCUCGCGUGGGAGUGCACACAGCCGCAAGAAAAGCGUGAUCAAGACACUGAAGAGGCCCGGGUGGUGUGGAAGCUCCAGGAAAGUAAAUGACUGAUCCUGGAGAGUAAUCUAAUGGCUCUGAUCGGCGUAUUGAUUAUCCAUAGCUGACUUCAGUUUGCACUAAAGCACCACAAAUAAACUCUGAAUGAAGUUCAGAGAGACACUGGAAGCAGUUCUUCACUUUAAUGUUGUUUUAUCUAGACCAGAGGUUCUCAAACUCUUUUUAUUUAUGUACCCAGUUUGAAACAUUUUAAGUAAUACCCCCCUGAGCACAAAUGGACUGUGACUGAAAAACAUGUGAAUGCUACAUUUAAAAUGUUGAAUCAAUCACUAAAUUCAUAGAAAACAAAUGUGUUUGUCAUCAUGCAAUAACACCAAGUUGCACUGAACUGUGUCUUUUUGAUAAGUUGCACUUUUGCGCAUUUGUUGCACAGUUUAAUGAGAUCUAAGUCAUUUUUUCUCCGUGGCAACAACACUGAUCAAACCCUUUCCCAGAAGCUUUGAAAAGAUUUAAAUCUUGAAUAUAAAAUGUGCUUUACUGAACUAAUAUUUACAUUUUUCUCUCUAAACUUCUUCCUCUUAUUGUCCAGCCGCCAUAAUGCAGAUGACAAAAGAGAGGAGUCGAUAGAAAUACUGAUAUUUUCAUCUGAGCUCAAUUAUUAGAGUCUGCUCGCAGCUUUACGUGGUGCAGAAAGUGUCUGAUGACUUUCAUUUCUCUGGGUUUUGCCUCUCAGGCUGCAUUGGUUGAGGCUUUUAUUUUGUAACUUCAUUGUGCCCCCCCUCACUUCUGAAAACAAACCUACACAUUUUCUGUUUAGCUGCAUUUCUAGUGAGUUCUUCAUGAUAGUCAAGAUAUGACAACUCCCUAGAGGUUAUACAUUUGUUAAUGUAGAUUUUGUUGUUGAUUUUCUUUUUCUUUUUCUUUUUUUGAUGAAUUUUGUCUUUGUAUCUCUCUUGUUUAUUCUGUUUUUACGUUUGUAUGUAUGUCUGUUUAAAAUUAUUAUUGUUAUUAUUGGGUAGAUUUGAAGUACUUGUACUUGUAUUUUUGAGUAUUUCUAUUUUAAGCUAUUUUAUAUUAUGUUACAUACUAAUAUUGAUAUUUGAGAGUCUGGUAACGACAUAUUGGCCGAUAUUCUUGUUUUAUUUUGAAAAUAAACACAUAACAUUGAUCAACAUUUUGAUGUGGAUCUUUAAAAUGUGGUUGUUCUAAAUGACCUCUAACAUAUAUAUAUAUAUAUUAUGUUUCAGUGGGAGAUAUUGUACAUUUAAAAUGUACAAAAGUAAAUAGAUGAAUUUGAUUAACAUUUACUUACUUAAGAGUAUAAACACAAAACAUAUAAUAUGUUUAGAAAGUAUGAUGGACGGUAUUUAAAGUCGCUCAUCGGCAGUCGGCUACAAAAGUAAAAUGUCAAUAAUAUUAAUAUCAUAAUAAUAAUAUAACAUUGUAAAAAGCAAAAUCAGUGCUUUACUUUUGAUAUUUUAAGUGAAUUUAGCUA
Dicentrarchus labrax (European seabass) is the source of this 3730-nucleotide messenger RNA. RefSeq lists its product as uncharacterized. The record is from RefSeq and is a predicted model, not a curated record. The transcript is spliced from 2 exons. Gene Ontology annotation, cellular component: plasma membrane. Gene Ontology annotation, biological process: neuron projection development. Lineage: Eukaryota; Metazoa; Chordata; Actinopteri; Moronidae. The coding region runs from base 256 to 2289 and encodes 677 amino acids.